CGUGAAGCAAACAAAGAUCUAGCGCCUCGCUCGACUGGAGAAUCAGCGACAUACUAUGCCUUUCGUCGUGCACACCUAGGAACCUCCACACCGUCUACCCCUCUAUCCUCCACAUUUAACCAGGCCGUGCUUCUUGGCCGGCAACGGGCGCCCGCCGUGCCCAAUCACAGCCACCAUGGAAGGACACAAGCGUUCCAAGUCGCAGAGCGUCAAGCACAUGCUGAGUAGGGUGACCUCGAAGACGGAAGGAGGAUCAUCGACACCUGCAGAAGGCAGCACCACGAACACGGCCAACAACUCGCCGCCCAACUCGUCGCAAGCGUCGCUGAGCUCGCCAGUAACGGGCCACCAGCGCAGUCUCUCCAAGAAGCUGCCCCCGAAUCUGCCGGCCACCAUGUCGACAGCGGGCGGCCCCAGCGAGGGCAGCAGCAGCAGCAGCAGCAGCCAGCAGCCCGCAUCCCCGACAUCGCCCACGAUCAAAGGUGGGUCGAUUGAGCAGUCGGUCAAGCUGUUCCGCGUCUUCGAGUCUCUGCGCAACGGCGACACGGCAGCCAUCUUGCGGGCCAUCCGCGAACAGUCGGCGCCGGGCGACAGCGAGGGAGGCAGGACUUCGCUCCAGCUGCCCACUGCGCGCACUGAGGGCACUUCAAUCCUGCAUCUAGCUAUCCAGUGCGCCGAGCUCCCCGUCGUUGAGUUCGUGCUGUCCAACGCGACGGCCACGCCAGACUCGCCCAUUGAUGUCAAUGGCCGCGACCGCGACGGCAACACGCCUCUCCAUCUCGCAGCCACGCUGGGUCGCGCUCCGGUAGUGCGACUCCUGCUCGACCAGCCGGGCAUCAACGACUCCAUCACCAACCACAACGGCCAGGCUCCUCUGGACCUCGCCCGCACGCCUGACAUCUUCCAGCAGCUGCAGCUGGCCCGCUCCAUCUUCAUCGAUACCAACGUGAAGAGGAUACAGCAGCUGGUGGGUGCUGGAGACUUUGAUACAUUGGAAUCAGUGCUGCAAGAUGCGCGCGUACAGCGCACGCUGGAUGUCAAUGGUGGAGAGAUUGCAACGGACCCAGUUGUCAUCGAUGCAGGAGGCACGCUCCUGCACCAAGCAGCCAAGAACAAGGAUGUGAAGCUGGCUCAGCUGCUAUUGCUGAACGGCGCAGACCCUUUUCGCCGUGACCGCAAGGGCAAGCUUCCGCAGGAUUACACCAAGGAUGACCGCACACGUGCUAUUCUGAAACGCUCGCCUGCUGCCGCUGCUGCUCAGCGAGGCAUUCAAGAGAAGACAAUUCUUGCCGGUCAAGCGCAACCUGGGGCUCCUGCCGAAGGUGGCGUGGGCUCCAAGGAGUCGCGUGAAAUGAAGGGCUACCUUAAGAAGUGGACCAACUACACAAGCGGCUACAAGUUGCGGUGGUUCGUGCUGGAAGAUGGCGUUCUCAGCUACUACAAGCACCAGGAUGAUACCGGUUCUGCGUGCCGUGGCGCCAUCAACAUGCGCAUUGGCAAGCUCUACAUGGACCCGCAGGACAAGCAGCGCUUCGAGAUUCAGGGCAAAUCCUCAGUCAAGUAUCACUUGAAGGCUAAUCACCAAGUUGAGGCAAAGCGCUGGUACUGGGCUCUGAACAACGCCAUCCAGUGGGCCAAGGACGAGGCCCGCGAGGAGGAGAAGCGUGCAACGCAAGACCAGGAAGCGCUGAAGCAGGCUAAGGUUGAGCUGCUCUCUAAGGAGGGUGACUCGUCCAGUCUUAGCAGCUCAAGAAUGACGGGGUCGAGGAACCUGGCUCCUCCAUCCUCCAACAACCUUGGUGUGCCACUCACCAGCCUCGACACGUCUUCGCGCUCCGCUGUCUCGUACACAGAAGACCCUGGGAGCGCAUAUGAACCCAGUUUGGGUGCGCCUGAGUUGGGCAGAUAUGCUAGCCACCUAGGUGCUCCCACAGUUGACGAUGAUGACGACGAUGAUUUCCACGACGAUGACAGCAGCCACGAGGUAAAACCGCACAACAAGGACGCGUUCAACAUCACGGCUCAAUCUGCAAAGCUGCAACUCGACCUGCUGACUUCAGUCUCUUCUGCUUUACAGGCAGAGAAAGCGAAAAAUCCCACGAUGCAAAUUGCCGACCCUGCCAUGCUACAAGCCUUGGCCUCUUACGAGUCCGCCAUUGGCAAUCUCAAGGGGUUGAUCGGAGAUCUGCUACGCAUAUCGAGGGACCGCGACGCCUACUGGCAGUACCGCCUCGAUCGUGAGGCAAAUGUGCGCCGUAUGUGGGAGGAUAGUAUGGCGAAGGUCGCGCGGGAGCAAGAGGAGCUCGAACAGAAGAUUGGCGAAUCCGAGGAGAAACGACGCAAGACGAAGAAAGCGUUGCGAGAGGCCCUCGAAGAGUACGAAGGUCCCGGACCUGCCGCCAAGGAUGUUGAUGAGUUUGUCGAAGCACCUGAGAAUGAAGCACAACAAGAGGACCUAGCCCGGUCAAAGCCAAGGUUCUCGGGUCAGAUCAAGAGGAAAGCCACUCUUGCCGACCUUGCAGCAGACAUCUCGGAUGAUGAGUCGGAAGACGACGAGGAAUUCUUUGAUGCUGUGGGUGCUGGUGAGGUCGAGGUUAUUGAGAUGCCUGGGCUGCACCAGAGUGAAGAGAGGAAACCAUCUGAAGCACCUGCUGCUGGCGCUAUUGGUGACAUCUUCGAACAGAAACAUGCAGAGAUCGCCACAGGGUUCAAGGGUUACGAGGAUGGGCCGCGAAAGAAGCUUGCCAUGGAUGCCGACGAUAGACCCAAAAUCUCGCUCUGGGGCAUCCUCAAAUCUAUGAUUGGUAAGGACAUGACGAAGAUGACUUUGCCUGUGUCCUUCAAUGAGCCCACUUCUCUGCUGCAACGUUGCGCUGAAGACAUGGAAUACACCGACCUCCUGGAUGUUGCCGCCGAGCGCGAAGACUCCAGCGAACGCAUGCUCUAUGUUGCUGCCUUCGCUGCCUCUGAGUACGCUUCAACCAUCGGUCGUGUCGCAAAACCCUUCAACCCUCUCCUCGGUGAAUCCUUCGAGUACGCCAGGCCCGACAAGGGCUUCCGCUUCUUUAUUGAACAAGUCAGCCACCACCCACCCGUCGGUGCUGCAUAUGCCGAAGCAGCAAAAUGGGACUACUACGGUGAGUCCGCCGUCAAGUCCAAGUUCUAUGGCAAAUCCUUCGACAUCAACCCGCUCGGCACCUGGUUCCUACGCCUCCGCCCCGUCGCAACCGGUGGGAAGGAAGAACUUUACACCUGGAAGAAAGUCACAUCCUCCGUCAUCGGCAUCAUCACGGGCAACCCCGUGGUCGACAACUACGGGCCCAUGGAGAUCAAAAACUGGACCACCGGCGAAGUGUGCCAACUCGACUUCAAAGCGCGCGGCUGGAAAGCUAGCUCUGCGUACCAAGUCGUCGGCAAGGUGCUUGGCGCAGAUGGCCGCGUCCGCUGGUCCAUUGGUGGACGAUGGAACGACAAGAUCUACGCACGCUUCACGCCCGGGUUUGAAGACGCAGAUAUCGACAAGGGCGGCAAGGCGAGCAAACACGACGACAACAAAGCGUUCCUUGUCUGGCAGGCGCAUGAACGUCCCACAGGUAUCCCGUUCAAUCUCACGCCCUUCGUCGUGACGCUCAACGACAUCAACGACAAACUACGCCCCGUCGUCGCACCCACCGACACACGUCUCCGUCCUGAUCAGAGGGCCAUGGAGGACGGCGCGUAUGAUUUUGCGGCCACGGAAAAGAAUCGCGUUGAGGAAAAGCAGAGAGCAACAAGAAGGAGGAGGGAAGAGAAGGGCGAGGAGUUUGUGCCGAAGUGGUUUUCCAAGACGAGGGAUGCGACGACUGGCGAGGAGUACUGGGAGUUCAAUCAUCAGUAUUGGAAAGUUAGGGAUAGCGUUGCGAAGGGGGAGACGAGCUGGGAUCAGCAUGGGUUGGAGGAUAUCUUCUAGAGACUGGUAGCUUCUGAAUAUGUUGGUAUUGAAAGGUUGAAUAAUGAAAAAG
Molecule: messenger RNA, 4001 nt
Organism: Macroventuria anomochaeta
Lineage: Eukaryota; Fungi; Ascomycota; Dothideomycetes; Pleosporales; Didymellaceae
Product: oxysterol binding protein 1
Exons: 4
Coding region: 176-3949 (1257 amino acids)
Biological process (GO): piecemeal microautophagy of the nucleus; maintenance of cell polarity; exocytosis
Cellular component (GO): intracellular membrane-bounded organelle; nuclear envelope; membrane
Molecular function (GO): sterol binding; protein binding
Source: RefSeq, a predicted model, not a curated record